Molecule: messenger RNA, 2907 nt
Organism: Daucus carota subsp. sativus
Lineage: Eukaryota; Viridiplantae; Streptophyta; Magnoliopsida; Apiales; Apiaceae
Product: probable ADP-ribosylation factor GTPase-activating protein AGD14
Exons: 14
Coding region: 312-2405 (697 amino acids)
Molecular function (GO): GTPase activator activity
Source: RefSeq, a predicted model, not a curated record
GAUAUUGUAGUGGAGUUAGCAAAGAGGUGGCAGGGAGGCGAUGGGCUUAAGAAAAUACUACUCCAGUAGAUUGAGGACGGACAGUAAAUGAAUAGUCUAGGACAGUAAAUGACUAGUCUUCCCGGACCACCCACAAAUAUACACUACACAUUUUUUCUUUAAUAUACGCAUCAUAUAUAUAGACGCCUUUCCUUUGUGAAUCUAGCUGUACAUAGCCGACGUUUCCAGAAAGAAUCACAUUUUCUAAAUCCCAUCAUCAACUCCGCCUUGAGUCAAACUUAGGGUUUUGAUUGGGGUUUUUUGAGUUUACAAUGUCUAAUCGAAAGGAGGAUGAGAAAAACGAGAGAAUUAUUCGGUCGCUUCUCAAGUUGCCAGAUAAUCGCAGAUGUAUUAACUGCAAGAGUUUGGGACCACAGUAUGUGUGUACAAAUUUUUGGACAUUCAUUUGUACCACUUGUAGCGGAAUACAUCGGGAGUUUACUCAUCGAGUGAAGUCAGUGUCAAUGGCCAAGUUCACUUCACAGGAAGUUAGUGCCCUUCAAGGAGGCGGCAAUGCGAGUGCGAAGGAAAUAUAUCUCAAGGAAUGGGACCCAGAGCGUAACUCUCUGCCUGAUAGCAGUAACGUUGAGAGACUCCGGACUUUUAUCAAACAUGUGUAUGUGGAAAGAAAAUUUACUGGUGAGAGAAGCUUGAACAAGCCUCCAAGAGCCAAGUCGGGGGAUGCGGAUGACUUCAGUGAAAACAAGAAGAUGGAUUCAUAUCAAGGUGGGUCUAGAAGCCCACCAUUUAAUGACACAUAUGAACGCCGUUACACUGAUAGGCCAAGUCCUGGUGGGCGUAGUGAUGAUCGGAAUUACAGAAGUAGUUACGAUGAAAGAAGAAGUCCAGGAUCUGAUGGUGAUUAUGGAAGAAGUCCUGCCCGUACAGAGAUAGUCAAUGACUGGAGGCGAGAUGAUAGAUUUGGAAAUGGGAAGAAGUCUGAGGAUGGCAGAGUAGGCAAUGGAGGUCUUAAAGUUGAGGCUACUUCACCUGAUUUCCAAAGAGAUCUGGAUUCAUCUAGUCCCCCCAUGGUCCGCCCUGUUAGAGAUAUUUUGGGAGAAAAUGUCUCUCCUCUCAGGGUGAUUGAACCUCCCCCAAAGGCUAAUGGUGGCAAGUCAGCCGAUGCAUCCUUGCACACUCAGAGGACUGCUUCAUCUAGUAGCUUGGCAUCCUCAACUGGGAAUCCGGCUGAAGUUAAAGUGGAAAGUUCGUUAAUUGAUUUUGAUGCAGUUCCUGAACCUCCUGCAAAUAGUGUAGCGCCAACAGUAACACUGAAUGACAAUUGGGCUAAUUUUGAUUCCUUUGCGGAGGUAAAGGUAUCUCAAGCCCCAUCACAUGCCAAUGUGCUGGAAUCUGCUCUGUCAGACUUGAUGGUCCCAGCACCUCCUGGACAGACUAGUGCUACUGCAUCAGCGAAUGCAACAUCGGGGAACAUGUCAGUGUUGUCAACGACUAAUGCAACAAUGCCUGUGGGAUAUGUGUCAGCAACUGAUAUUGGUACUAUUGGACCUGUUGCACCGGCAAGUAAUUCGUUGGCGGUCCCUUCUGGUGGAAUUCCUUCAGCUGCAGCAGGGCAGACUGCUGAUUUCUUUCUCGGUGUUGCUGGAGGGCAAUGGAAUCACCAGCCGUUUCCACAUCCUACUCCUGGUAGUCAGCCUCCUGCUCAACCAUUUGUACCAGGUGGACCCUUAGGCGUGCAGGUAUCUCGAGUUGAUUCAGGACCUCUGGAGGCCAUUUCUGGAUCUCUGGCACAACCUUCCGUUGUGGAAACCAGAAGUGUUGGAAAAAAGGAACUGCCUGAGGAUUUAUUCACUGCGAACUAUUCGACCUUUCCGGCUCCAGUGCCUGGCUGGCAUACAGGUCCCUCUCAAGGGCUUGGUUCUAAUAUGCAGUAUUUUGGUUUGAACAUGCAGUAUAACGUUCCUGCGCCUGUUCCUACAUAUACUCAGCCAUCUAUAUCUUCAAAUCCAUUUGAUUUCAACAGUGAACCUACCCCAGCUCAGGCAUCUCCGUUCCCUUCGCUGUUACCGUUGCAAGGUGCUCUACCAAGUGUUGCAGCUCCGACAGGUUUACCACAUUCUUCCACCUUUGGCACUACUACACCAGCAUGGAUGCCGGACCAAUACUCUAAUCAAACGGGGAUGAGUUCUCAUGCACAAACCUAUGGAUCAUCAGUCGCUCCAAGUCCAUACAUGGGGCAACCUGUAACAUCAAAUUUUCCACCCAGGCACCAAGGAGCAGCAGGUUUUGGCUUUGGGCCAGCUGCUUUUAGCUCUCCUGCUCCAAAUCAGCAGCCUGGAGCAUUAUAUGCGAGCCCUGUUCCCCAGAAUACUUUCUCGUCUUCGGGAGGAAACCCGUUUGGAUAAAUAGAAACAAGGCUGCAUUUUCACACCCAAUCUUAGGAAAAAGCACCAUCUUGUUUACUUGGAUAACUGGAUGGAAAUUUUUGGCUGUUUUCUUGUUACAAAGUGAUGUAGCAAUUCUGUUGCAUCUGUGCCCGGUUUGGUGUCAGUUUUCUCUCUGUAAAACUUGUGUGGUACCAAUGAAAAAAUGUAAAGCAACAGCAGUUAGGAUUAGUAGGGCGCACAGAACCACCACAGGGACCUUGCAACCAUGCGGUUCAUAGUAUAUAUUAUUCUGGUCGGUGAUUUGUGGUGAUGCCGCCACCCAAAAAGUUGUAUAAUUUUUAGCUUUCACUGAAAACUUUUUAACUCCAGCAUUUUGAGUUUGCAGUUUACUUUCCUUUAUUGUGUGGUUGGAUGUAAGUUCUAUUAUUGGACAGAUUUGUAAAGCAUAUAUGUACAAAUAGUACUUUAUGUAAGUUAUGCUUUGUUUAAAUAAAAUUCAUAGCAGUUGUGAUCUUGGACA